This is a messenger RNA of Antrostomus carolinensis (chuck-will's-widow), 619 nucleotides long. It is a transcript of the gene RSU1, whose product is annotated as Ras suppressor protein 1. Gene Ontology annotation, cellular component: cytoplasm. The transcript has 5 exons. The record is from RefSeq and is a predicted model, not a curated record. Gene Ontology annotation, molecular function: protein binding. The annotation marks the transcript as partial. Lineage: Eukaryota; Metazoa; Chordata; Aves; Caprimulgiformes; Caprimulgidae.
GUCACUUGCUUGAAUUGCAGUCUCUCACUGUGAAAACUUUCCCACAGCUGUGCCAGCAAACAUCGCAGACCUGAGAAACAUAGAAGUGCUCAACUUCUUCAACAACCAGAUUGAGGAGCUGCCUACACAGAUUAGCAGCCUUCAGAAGCUUAAACACCUGAAUCUUGGCAUGAACAGGUUAAACACCUUGCCAAGGGGAUUUGGCUCUUUACCAGCUCUGGAGGUUCUUGACUUGACUUACAACAACUUAAAUGAAAAUUCUCUACCAGGAAACUUCUUCUAUCUGACCACCCUGCGUGCACUCUAUCUAAGUGACAACGAUUUUGAAAUCCUGCCGCCAGAUAUUGGGAAGCUCACAAAGUUGCAGAUACUGAGUCUUAGAGACAAUGACCUGAUAUCACUGCCUAAAGAAAUUGGUGAGCUCGCUCAGCUUAAGGAACUUCAUAUCCAGGGAAAUCGUCUUACUGUGCUGCCCCCAGAACUAGGUAAUUUGGAUUUGACUGGUCAAAAGCAAGUCUUCAAAGCAGAGAACAAUCCUUGGGUUACCCCUAUUGCUGACCAGUUCCAGCUGGGAGUAUCUCAUGUUUUUGAAUACAUCCGUUCAGAAACAUAUAAAUAG